This is a messenger RNA of Diabrotica balteata, 1742 nucleotides long. The record is from the annotation of a GenBank genome assembly. Lineage: Eukaryota; Metazoa; Arthropoda; Insecta; Coleoptera; Chrysomelidae.
AUGACUUAUAGAACAGAAUUAGUUUUAUUUUUAAUAGCUUAUCUGAUAAUACUCAAUAGUCUAGGAAUCAGAUCUCAAAACGUGGAAAGUCCUUGUCCGUCAAUUUUUCGUUACCAAUACGACAAUCAGAACGGCUUGUAUGGAGAAAUUCAGAUUAUAGUCCCAACUAGUACAAAUAAGGUUAUUUUGAAUCUAGAGAUGUCAAUUGGAAAUGUUGUGCAGGGAUACAAUGGAAAAAUAGAAGUGAUCAAUCCAAAAGCUUCUGCUAUUAACAUAUCAAACGGACGUCCACUGGUGUAUUACGUAUAUUUCCCAUCCUGGCAAAACAUACCUCCAAAAAUUACACAGAUCGUAGUCAAUGGCAAUUUGAUUUGUACCGGACCCAAAGUUCCCAUGAACUCAGUGCCUUUUAUAACGACUGUGAACCUGCAACAUACUUUGAGGAUUAAUAUUUCACCACUGUCGAGUUCAAAUAUAGCCCCAGAAAAUAAUCUUAUACCAGUCAAUAACUAUCCUGCAGGAGAACCGCCUGACGCUUCGUUUCAUUUCUACGAAAUAGACCAAUACGGAAACACAAAGCGACCAGCAUACACUGACAAAAACAAAUUUAACUUCAACCCCACGCUACCGCCGAACCAAUUUAAUUUUCAACCGAAACCACAACCACAACCAAUUACUGAAAGUCCUUCGGAUGUUUACAAGGGAAAUCCAUUUUUCACUAAUGACAAUAUUUAUAAUACUGGAAAUAAUGGACAAAAACCGAACACGGGCAGUGUUAUUCACACCCCUAGGCCAACUCCAGCCCCCUUAAGGCCAACGCAAAACAUUCCUGCCAUAGCUACACACACGGAACCACCUCGGCCUUCAAAACAACCAAUAGAUUUUCCAGACGAUAUUGAAUUGGCUUCGAAAGAUAGCAUACAACCUGUCAGACCAUACGAAGAUGUUUGUGGACAAUCUUUGACGACCAAUCAUUUGAUUUUCAACGGGAAGCUUGUACCAAGAGGCGCUUAUCCGUGGUUAGUUGCUGUUUUUCAGGUCAAGACUACCGGUGUCAACUAUAUUUGUAGUGGAUCGCUAAUUUCAACCAAACAUAUUGUUACUGCUGCUCAUUGUGUGGAGAUCGACCAUAGAAAACUUCGACCCCAAGAGGUACUACUUAUCCUGGGAAAGCUAAAUAUCCACAAAUGGAUACCAGUACGAGGAGAAAAGAUAGUGGAACCGGAAUCGAUACACGUUCAUCCGGAUUACGAAAGCUUAACCAGUGACGCGGACAUAGCUGUCUUAACUCUUGGAGAAUCGUUGCAAAUUACUAAUUAUAUACGACCUGUUUGUCUAUGGAGGGGAGAUACGGAUUUAGAUUUUGUUGUAGGUCAUUCUGGUACAAUUGUUGGUUGGGGAAAAGAUGAAAAUGGUGUCCUUAUGACAGAAGAACCAAAGCAAACAGAUUUACCUAUAGUUAGUCAAGAAAAGUGUUUAGCUAGUAAUCUCCAGUUUCAUUAUAUAACAUCAAAUAGAACAUUUUGCGCAGGAUUCAGGAAUAACACAGGGCCUUGUAAUGGUGACAGUGGUGGAGGAUUUGUAAUGAAAUGGGAUGGAAGAUGGAUGUUGAGGGGCAUCGUUUCGUUGUCAAUAUCCGAAUCAAACACAAAGAGCUGUGAUCUUUCAAAUUAUGUUGUGUUUACAGACGCCAGCAAAUUUUUAAACUGGCUAAGGUCCUUUCUUAAAUAAAAUUAAUAAAA